UUCUUGUUCUAAAUGGGUCUGCGAGUCUGCGACUCUAUGCUUAUUUAUUUCUUGGAAAAUUCUAUCAUGUAGUAGUCUCUAUCAAUCAUCUCACCUAUUAUUUAAUGACGCCAAUGUGGGUGAUUCGUGUUUAACCCAGAAGCACCCAGAAGAUGCCCAAACGGUGACACCAAUGUUUAUUAAUGCAGAGACCAGGUUUUAUUUUUUCGAGCAUAGUUUUGAUUUUUAGACCUCAAGUUUUCAACUUUAGCAAUAAAGUUUUGAUUUUUAGACCAAAAGCGGAGAAACCCAGAAGAGUAUCGUAAGAACCCAGAAAAUGGUGGAGAUGAAGCAGGAAGAAGAGAAGGAGGGAAUGACGAUAAUCAAAGGAAAAGAAGCUAUCGGAUUGAGAAUCGUGAACAUGUUUGUGGCGAUGGGUUUGUGGCUUGGAGCUAUUCAUUUCAACGUGGCUUUGAUUCUCUUCACUGUUUGCUUCCUUCCUAUUUCCAAGGCCAUAUUGGUAUUUGGGUUGCUUGUGUUGUUUAUGAUAAUCCCAGUUGAUGAUAAGAGCAAAAUAGGAAGAAAAGUGGCCAGGUACAUAUGUAAGUAUGCCUGUGGUUAUUUUCCAGUGACUUUGUAUGUAGAGGAAAAACACGUCUUUGAUCCUAAUUGCUCUUAUGUCUUUGGGUAUGAACCACAUUCAGUUUUGCCAAUUGGUGUAGUUGCACUGGCUGACAUGACUGGGUUCUUGGGUCUCCCUAAGAUGAAGGUCCUUGCCAGUACCGCUGUGUUCUAUACACCAUUCCUAAGGCAUAUAUGGACGUGGUUGGGUCUUACACCAGCCACAAAGAGUAAUUUUAUCUCCAACUUGGCCGCUGGUUAUAGUUGCGUCAUUGUGCCUGGUGGAGUGCGGGAGACAUUUCUUAUGGAGCAUGGUAAAGAGAAAGUAUUCCUUAGUACAAGAAGAGGAUUUGUUCGCAUAGCCAUGGAGAAUGGUUAUCCCCUGGUUCCAGUUUUCUGCUUUGGUCAGUCAAAUGUUUAUAAGUGGUGGAAGCCAAGUGGGGAGUUAUUCCUGAAGUUUGCUAGAGCUAUCAGAUUCACCCCUGUUGUCUUCUGGGGAAUGUUUGGGUCCCCUUUACCCUACAGACAUCCAAUGCAUGUGGUAGUAGGUAAACCAAUAGCUCUCAAGCAAAAUCCAGAACCCACCAUGGAAGAGGUCAUUGAAGUACAUGGUCAGUAUGUUGAAGCACUAAAGGAUCUUUUUGAAAAGCACAAGGCACGGGCUGGUUUUCCUGAUCUUCAAUUGGAAAUUCUUUGAUCAGAUGAUAUUCUAUGUUCCUCCGUGCAUUGUCAUUUCUUCUUCUGUUCACUUUGUGGACAAUUUAGUGAUAACAAUUUGUAUGUAGUUAAAUGGUGGAAAUGGCAAUCGGAAACUUGCUUUUGAUGUUUACUUAGUGGUCAAGCUGUUUAUACACCAUGCCAGUCCCUUCUUGGCUUGGUGGUUUUGCUUUAUUAGCAUUGCCCAUCAGGACCUAGGAUCGAGUGGCAUAACCAGAAGCUGUUUAUACACAAUGGGCUUUGCUUACAAAAACUUGAUACGUUCAUCUGAAGCUGUAGAAGUGGCAUAGUUUGUAAUCUCUGUAAAUUAAACAUCUAUUCUAAAUAAAAACGAUGAUUUAUAUA
This is a messenger RNA of Rosa chinensis, 1662 nucleotides long. RefSeq names its product diacylglycerol O-acyltransferase 2D. Lineage: Eukaryota; Viridiplantae; Streptophyta; Magnoliopsida; Rosales; Rosaceae. The transcript has 9 exons. Bases 317 to 1297 code for a protein of 326 amino acids. Gene Ontology annotation, molecular function: diacylglycerol O-acyltransferase activity. Gene Ontology annotation, cellular component: endoplasmic reticulum membrane. Gene Ontology annotation, biological process: triglyceride biosynthetic process. The record is from RefSeq and is a predicted model, not a curated record.